CUUUGGCGUAUCAAUUUUGCUCUAUGACACAGGACAUUCUGAAAUAUAUGUACGAGGCUUGUUUACCACGCAAAUAAAGUGUUUUCUUUCAUCAACAUGGGCGACUUGAGCUGGAAAGACUUUUUGAACCAGGCAAAGCAGUUUUAUGAGAUUUCCCAGAAUUUGGGUGAUAGUUGGACGCUGGAGGAAAAGGACUCGAAUGAACCUAACACCUUCCUUAAGUUCAGUCAGAAGAUUAAAUGCAAGGCGGAAUUAGUCAGUGUGGAGUAUCAUGUGGUCUACAGUGUUUCCUAUCAAGUACCUAUGAUGUUUUUCCAGGCACACAGAUCAGAUGGAAGCCUUCUAGACCUGGAGGAAGCUUGGAAACUGUUUAUGCCUGAAACAAAAGCCAUCGAUCUCUAUCAGAUACUUACUCAAAUGGAUCAUCCAGUGCUUUUUAGACCCUUUAUGGCACUACACCCCUGUCGCACCGCCGAGGUUCUUCAACAAUUUGGACAGCCCAGUAGUAACCAGAUUCUCACCUUUGUCAGUGUCUAUGGUCCUCAUGUGCAGUUGCACUUGCAAAAUGAAUACGGUCUAAGUAAAGAUAUUUAGUUUACA
Drosophila eugracilis is the source of this 600-nucleotide messenger RNA. It is a transcript of the gene Atg10, whose product is annotated as ubiquitin-like-conjugating enzyme ATG10. The record is from RefSeq and is a predicted model, not a curated record. NCBI's taxonomy places the organism in Eukaryota, Metazoa, Arthropoda, Insecta, Diptera, Drosophilidae. The transcript has 4 exons. Gene Ontology annotation, biological process: protein lipidation; protein modification by small protein conjugation; macroautophagy. Gene Ontology annotation, cellular component: intracellular anatomical structure. Gene Ontology annotation, molecular function: Atg12 transferase activity. The coding region runs from base 97 to 594 and encodes 165 amino acids.